AUGCCUGUGGAGGUUGGCCAGAGGAAGUCGUCCGUGAAUGUUUUUGUCAGCCCUAGCUACAUGAAAUAUUAAGGCAUUUCACGGAGCCUGUGAGCUAACUGCAAACGUGCCUAUCCGGAUGAAUUUAAUAAUCAUGUCCGUUUUAUAAAUACGCCGUUCAAAACGCAAUCAUCUAGCUACCGAGGUAGCCCUUCAGCCGCUCGUGCUGAAGAUAGGAGUCAGACGGUGGAUUUUCAAGAAAGGGCGUAAUCGAAUCAGAACAAUCAGUUGUUGAAUUUGGAUUUGAAUUUGAAGUCAUCAUGAAGUUUGCACAGUUUUUGUUGAAGAAUAGCGCCAAGACAAACAUACCAAAACAAGUCGAUAGAUUUUCGAAGUUCUCUCCUUCACCGCUGUCAAUGAAACAGUUCAUUGAUUUUGGGUCCGCCAAUGCUUGUGAGAAGACUUCCUUCGUUUUUUUGCGCCAAGAACUGCCUGUCAGGUUGGCAAAUAUCAUGAAAGAGAUAGACUUCCUUCCUGACAAACUCCUUGGUACCCCAUCUCUUCAGCUCCUGCAAAGCUGGUAUGCACAGUCUCUCAUGGAAAUAGUGGAUUUCCUGGAGAAGGAUCCAGAAGAUAAAAAGGUCCUGACAAAAUUUACAGAAACACUCAUCAACGUUCGGAACCGACACAACAAUGUGGUUCCCACUAUGGCCCAGGGGGUCGUUGAGUACAAGGAGGCAUUCGGAGUGGACCCAGUGACCAAUCAGAAUGUCCAGUACUUCCUGGAUCGGUUCUACAUGAGCCGCAUCUCAACCCGGAUGCUCAUGAACCAGCACACUCUUAUAUUUGAUGGAAGUACCAACCCUGCCCAUCCUAAACACAUUGGAAGUAUUGAUCCCAACUGCGAUGUGGUUGGGGUUGUAAAAGACGCGUACGAGAGUGCCAAGAUGCUGUGUGACCAGUACUACCUGACAUCCCCCGAAGUGGAAAUCAAGCAAGUCAACUCUAAAGGGCCUGAGCUUCCUCUGCAUAUUGUUUAUGUUCCUUCACACCUGUAUCAUAUGUUAUUCGAACUCUUUAAGAAUGCAAUGAGGGCGACAGUUGAGGCACAUGAGACUAGUCUGACUCUUCCCCCAAUAAAACUACUGGUUUCACUGGGAAGCGAAGACCUGACAAUAAAGAUGGCGGACAGAGGCGGCGGCGUCCCUCUGAGGAAAAUCGAGCGGCUCUUCAGUUACAUGUACUCGACCGCUCCCAGCCCUGUGAUUGGCGACGCUCGCAAUGCCCCCCUGGCCGGCUUCGGUUACGGGCUUCCGAUUUCCCGUCUGUACGCCAAGUAUUUCCAGGGGGACCUGCAGCUGUAUUCCAUGGAGGGCUACGGAACGGCAGCUGUCAUUUACCUGAAGGCCUUGUCCUCAGAGUCCGUGGAGCGGCUGCCCGUGUUCAACAAGUCUGCCUUAAGGCAUUACCAGACGAGCAUCGAGGCUGACGACUGGUGCAUCCCCAGCAGCGAUCCCAAGAAACUGGGGAAGUACGAGUACAGCGUUUAAGACUGAGAGAGAAGCUGAGCGCGGAGAGACGGACCGGAGUUCCUACGUAGCAAGGCCAGCAGAUCAAACUCCUAACUGGGGGGGGGGGUAAAACAAACGAAACAUUUCUCCAUUGUUUUCAGCACCCAUGAAGGAAAAGUCGGUUUCACAAUGGAAGCUUCACACCAUUUCCGUGUAGAGUAGCAACAGGCUUGGCUAGCAGUAUUCAAAGGAACCCCAGGAGUCAUCUCUCAGGACUGAUUUCAUGAAUGUUGGUUUGUAAGAGGGCAUUUGCAAUUCUAGACCGAACUGCUGACGUACAUUUCAAUUAGUAUAUUCUAGGUGCAUAUACAUGUUUGUGCAUGUAUACAUGCAUAUGCACUGACAAGGAAGAGAAAGUUAAUUUGUUCUUAGGACACAGUAUCUUUUGAGUUUUACUAACUGAACUUCUCAGUUUUAUUUUUGUUGAGUUUUUUAUACUCCUUUCACUACAUAAUAAGGUAUUCCAUUAGGGCAGAGGCUUUAUUAGACACAACAUGACACUGAAAAUAAUACUGGAUCCUCUGAACUCCAUAUUAGCAUUGAUGGGCUUCUCUGGUUAUAAAGCCUUAUAAGCUGUUAUAAAAGUGGGAUGUGCCCUUUUCUUAAGUUUUAUUUUAGUUGAAGGAUUUUAUAUUACUAAUUUUCAACAAAAAGAAUAACUAAACCACAUAUAAGCUAUUGCAAUAAUGUUGUUCAAAAUGUGUUAUACGUUUUUUUAAACCACAUCCCACCUUUAAUUCUUACUUAGAGGGUAAAUAUAUAUAUAUAUUUUUUUUUUAUGUGGCUUGAAGUGUCUUGACACCAUUUUAAACUUUUUUUUUCUCAACCAUUUGGAAGGAAAUUGGUAGCGGUAUGUGAUGUUUUUAGUUUCCUUGAGGAUUGAAAAUUGAACCGAGAACUGGGUCUUUACAACUUUACAACUUCCUGCAACCUCAAAUGUAAUACAUUCACUACAGUUGCAGUCAUCUGUUGAAAUAAUUUAUGAUAAGGCGCUAAUUUGACCUUGCCAACUAAAUUUCUUUGCAGCAGGACAGCACAGUAUAACCGGAGAGUAUGACUGUACAGGCUGUAAAACUCAUCCGUGCUACCUCAUAGUAUUGUUAAAUAUCCAACGCUCAACCUGCUCAGUGAUUAUUUAAGGAAGUGUUAUGUUUUGUUGUCUGUCUAAACAAGAGAUUCAGACUGCCAAAUUCAAUAAAUGCUUAAAUUUUUUGCUCAAAACCACAGUUAUUAAACCAGCAAACACCCAUAGACCUUACCGGCAAACUAAACUGUUUGCAAUUUAGAGAUGUGGGCAGAUGUGUAACCCCCCCCCCCCCCAUACAGUGUGGAUGUAGACAUAGUUUUUAGUACUAAAAUGAAAAAGGAUUCAACCGUGGCAAGAAGCCACUGCUCCCAAGACCACUUUGUGCUGUGAUAGAAUUUCCCUGUAUUAGAAUUUCCCCUUACAGUACUGUAUUAGUUUUAAAAAAAUGUUGUCUUUCCUGUCAGCUGUGUGGCCAGAAGAUUCAUACAAUGCUGGCAGCAGUAGAUAUACCAGAGAAACCCGAUGAAAUGGUGUUCAGUAUGAACAGUAUCAACCAGUGCAUGGCUGCGAUGCCUCCUAUCCUGCCAUUACACACACUGCUAAUACAAGUACUGUUAUUUAGUAUUACUUGUUUUAUUGUAGUUAGCCAUAGUAAUUGUAUAAAAACAAGGUGUACACGAACCAACCUUUAAUUCCACAGUUAUGUUUUUAAUUAGGAGUAUUUUUAAUGAGCGUUUUAACCAAUGGUUUGAGACUAAAAAGACCUCUUUAACACUGUGAAGUGCCAACACAUUUAUUUUUAAUUUUGCAUGUCGGUGGUGGAUAGUGUUUUUCGUUUUUUAAAUCCCGGUGUUCUCAGGACUAAGGUGUAUGAUCCGUCCAUCCUCAGAAGGCCUUGCCCAUUUAUAAGAACACCGAUACAAAUAUAUGGAUGUGAAGCCAGGAUGACUACAGUUGUGCCGGAUCAAUGCAUCCCUUGCACAUGUGAGGUAAACGCAAGUAAACACAGGCAAUAGUGCUGUCUCUAGUGAACCGCAUUCAGCUAGUUCCAGGGUCACUUUUGAGCAAUGUGAAAAGAAACUUCUUGCCUUUAUCUUGCUAUUCCCUCAUUAAGCCUUAACUAAACGAUGCUGAUUUUCACAUGUGCUGUCUGUAGCAGUGAGUCGGCAGACUACCCUUUCUCUCUCUUGCUGCUUGGGCAACAGUGCAACACUUGAGGAGGUUGAGGAGCUGAGCUUGUAGCUAGAAUGUCGACGGGUCGAAUCGGGGGGGGCACUGUCGUCGUGACCCUGAGUAAGUAAAUUUAAGCUGUUAAGCUGUUCCUGUAGACAUCCCUGUGGUGCGAAUGAAUGAUGUGAGAAAUGUGGCAGCAGGUUGGGCUUAAUUUGCGUAUGUGAUGGCAUAUAGGCUUAUAAAUCAUGGGAAAGUUUGCGUGCAGGUGCGGCUGGUUAAUCGCUUACCUUGGAUUUGAACCUGAAGCAUCAUCCGCUCCUCCACGUCCGCACGGUACCUCACGCCUCACCUUUCCCGUACGAUUCCUAGGACCCCAGUGCUGCUUACACGGUUCCCUUAUGAAACUUAACACGGUGCAGAAUGUCGCAGUGGACGGUGGCGUACUGUCAACACCAACCUUGCCUGUACAUUUAAUGGAAACUUGAGUUGGGUGUAUGAGCAUGGACUGUGGAAGCUACUCUGAGAUGAAGGAUUUUUUUUUUGUUUGUAUUUAUCUUUCACCUUAGCCUUCCUGCUUCAUUUUGUGUUUGUGUGUGUGCGUGUGGAUUCCCUAUUUCCUCCUAGCUGGUCUAAAAGCCUGCUGCUGUAUUGGCAGCUACUGUAUGUCCUUUCCCAUUAAACCUGCAAUAAAGGGUAAACAGUCUCA
Anguilla anguilla (European eel) is the source of this 4456-nucleotide messenger RNA. It is a transcript of the gene pdk4, whose product is annotated as pyruvate dehydrogenase kinase, isozyme 4. NCBI's taxonomy places the organism in Eukaryota, Metazoa, Chordata, Actinopteri, Anguilliformes, Anguillidae. Bases 300 to 1529 code for a protein of 409 amino acids. The transcript is spliced from 11 exons. Gene Ontology annotation, biological process: protein phosphorylation; regulation of glucose metabolic process. The record is from RefSeq and is a predicted model, not a curated record. Gene Ontology annotation, cellular component: mitochondrion. Gene Ontology annotation, molecular function: pyruvate dehydrogenase (acetyl-transferring) kinase activity.